This is a messenger RNA of Penicillium malachiteum, 798 nucleotides long. RefSeq names its product cytochrome c oxidase assembly protein COX14. The coding region runs from base 1 to 798 and encodes 265 amino acids. Lineage: Eukaryota; Fungi; Ascomycota; Eurotiomycetes; Eurotiales; Aspergillaceae. The transcript has 2 exons. The record is from RefSeq and is a predicted model, not a curated record.
AUGUCUCGAUCCGCCGCGGACGCAACGCGGUUUACGGCCACAGGGCCCUACGCCAGCUCCAAGCCUAACGGCCAGCCAUACGAUCUGCCGGAUUUCAUGAAGUCGAAGAACAGCACAGCGAAGCCCACGCCAGCACCACAGGCCGGACCCGAUGGUACCCCGGAGACACCUAAGCAGAAGGUGGAACGAUUGCGAGCACAGGCACGGGCUGCCCGGAUGGCUCAGAACUCAUCUGGUGUUGAUCGAUGGAUUGAAAUUGGACGGAAAUUCGCCAACAAGGCCCACAAGGGAAUGGUUUACUCUUUGAUUCUUGCGUCUGGUACCUGCGCUAUCCUCACAGCUUACUCCAUGGUCUCCCUCACAAUGUACAACCGCCGCCAACGCACUCUGUGGAUGGAGAAGCAGAUUGAGACUCUCAACGAAGCCCGUCUUGCCCAGGCCAGCGGCUACGCGACUGAGGAACAACUCGAGCUUAUCAAGAAGGAGGAGAUUGGAGAGAUUAUCAAGCGCAACCGGGAGGAGGAGAAGGCACAGCGCCCAUGGGCCAAGGCGAAGCGAUUCCUCUUCGAGAAGAUGAACACAGAGGAUGCUGCUGCUACCGGAGCCCAGACUGCCGUCGCUGUCUCAAAUUCAGCAGCUGAGCCUACCAAGGUGGUGGACGCCGCCGAGGCGAAGAAGGCUUUUGAGGCUGCUGCUGCCAAGGCCAUGCCUGGUCAGCUGGAUGUGAUGGCUGAGAAUGCUGAGCAAGCUGCGAAGGAGAAGUCCAAGGGUUGGUUCAGCUGGGCCACUGGCCGUUAA